AUGUGUGACCUCUGCGAAAAGGUCCGGGCUCUAGAUAACUCAUCUCGUCUGGCCCUAGGACCCGUUAAAGCUGCACUUGCACGCCUUCACAACAGAAGUGGGGCUUUGCUUGGUGAUUUCUGGCUAAGCAAGCAUGAUGGAAUCUUUGAGGUCAGACAAGCAGUGCGGGAGUUGCACAGAAAGAUGCCAGAUGCUGAGCUAGGAGAACUGAUGAGAGGGGUUGAUGAUGUGUUAGCGCAGUGCGCAGAGCAAGUGGCUGCACACAAGGAGAAGACUCAACUAGACAGACUGCAUGAACAGUGGCAGACAGAUUACGGUGAUGCACCUGCUAUGGAUCGCAACAUUUCAAAGGAUUCUGUUACGCCUAGCCAGAGCGUGAGUGCAAAGGUUAUGGGGUGGGAGAGACAAGUGGCUUCUGCAGAGAGGCAAAAUGCACAACAGGAAGCACACGCAGAAAAAGAACUUUCAGAUCACAAUGUCUCAGAAAAAUCAUCCCUCAUAGAUCCACCAGAAGCACGCAUCAAUUUAUCGAGUGGGAUUACAAACUUUUGGAUGCAAGAGUGCGAUGCUGUUGCGCGCCAAUACCACAACAACAACAUGGAAACUGUAUCUGUGGUUUCUGAGCUAGGAGGUGAUAGAAUUCAACGUCCAAAACUUGAUGUCCCAGCCUGGAAAAGACGAAAUGUGGCUCAGCUUCUUGGAUCACCGUCUCGCGUGGCAAGCAAACGAGAUUUCUCUCAUUCACACUCUCAAAACCGCCAACUCUACACCCAACAGGCACACGAAGGUUCAAUCGACCUUGACCUUGGAGCCGAGAUGCCGAACAGAGCAUCACCCAGUGGCAGGUACAAGCUGAUGGAUAGGUUUCUUUCGAUCUUGCACCUGAAGAAGAAAAACAAGGAGGGCAGAGAGCGACGAGUUGAGUUCGAAGACGCGCCAGAGCCAUCGAGCCACAAGGUUGAGAAGGAGGACGAAGGAAGUGAGGAGAGAAAGCGUGGUUCGGACCACCAACGGCAGAAAGAGAAACGCAAACAGCACUCGAUGGAUUCUCGCGCCAUGGACAAGAAUCUGAGAAUCGAAUAUACUGCCCAACAUUGCACGGAUUCUUCCAGACACAGAGCCAGACGCGAAGUUCCAAAGAUCGAGGUCACCGAAGAUCGAUACACAGAGGCUGAGCGCGAGGAACACGUCCCGAGGCGCAGAGUGAGGCGUGAGAAGGCAAAACCGCAACGGAGAGAUACAGAUAUCAAGGAGAAAAGACGUGAGCUACCACCAAUAAUCCACCAAGCUAGGCCAGAACCACAGGGCAGAGAUACAGAUAUCGAGGAGAAGAGGCGUGGUGUACCACCAGCAAUCCGCCAAGCUGAGACCAGCAAGACUCGAUCGAGGCCUAGCACCGCCGGCAACGCACGCCUCACGUCGAAGAACCUGAGACAGUACGACGAUGAGGGCAAUCAGCAACACGGUUCCAAGACCACCGAAUCACUCUGGGGUAGCCGGCAAUCAGCGAUCAACUUCGGAAGUAUCAUCAACCGACAUGAUUCACCUGAUUUUGAUAAUCCACCGACCCGACCCCCAGCGCGCUCUCAGCACGUCCAAUCUACACCAAUUGGCCCUCCACACAGACUCUCAUUGCCAACGGAUAGCCAAGCUCGAUCUCGAUAUCAAAUCUCAAGCGACACCCACCCAUCCGAGAUGACAGAAACCUCCAUAGCACUUUCGCGUCGCCAUGCCACUAGGCCUGCAUCGAUCCCUACCGCUGAUCCUCAAAUUCCAAGACGAGCAUCAGUGAGAGCUCCAGACUAUACCAACAUUCGUGAGAGACGCCGAGCCAAGCGAAGCGAGGUAGUACAAGCUCCUCCACCAGAGAUGGAUUUGCCUAUUGCCAGACAGCGUGCGGACCACCAGCGUGCUGUUUCAGAUGGUACCCGGGAGCAGAGAGCACGUCGUGAUUGUAGCUCUAGUAAAGUUGAUGGACACAUGGAUUCAAUGUUGUUAUACCUGUCGCUUAUCGUCGCCGGGGAAAAGUCGGCAGAUAUUGUCUUGGCGGGGCAGCUCGCGCGUGUUUCGCGACCCGAGACGCGGUCUAAAACUGCCCAAACCACCAGAAUGGGUAAACCAAAGGUAGCAUCCGCUACUCCAGCUCCCACAGCCAGAGCAACGCCCUCCUCCCAAAAGUCCAGCACUGCACCCCCUUCCGGCCAACGAUCGAUCAAUAGCUUCUUUGCGAAGAAGGCUCCGAAUUCCACACCCACCCCUCUAGCUUCUACCGCUGUGUUGAAGGACAAUGAAACUUCCAAUGCCGUCAAUGCCAUGGCCAAACCGAGUCUUCCGCCAAAGAAACCCGCCUUUCGGAACACUGCUGUCAAGAGCAUAACGCCGGUGCCCAGUAGUGAUGCUCCGGGCCCAUCGAGCUCGCAGGAGAAUGAGAACGGCGGGAUUCCAGCAGAGGUAGAGGUCCAUGGACUGCCAUCGCCUUCGACGUCUGCUAAGACAGUGCAGCAGGUCGCCAAGAGAGAUGCUCUGGCUCUGGGCAGUAGUCCUUCUCGGAAGGCGAAGAAGGUUGUCAGCUACGCCGAAUCGGACGACGACGACGACGAAGAUGAUGAGGACGCUUUCGACCCAGCCGUACUAUGUACAAAGAGGAAGAGGAAAUCAAUGCCAAAGGUAGAGGAAGAGGAGGACGAUGACUAUGAUGCGUUCAUUGGAGGUCUUGACGGUGCUAUCGAGGAUGAUGAAGAGAUGGACGAUUUCGUGGUAGACGACGAUUCAGAUGCACCCGUUAAGCCAUCCAAGAAGAGAAAACGCCCUGCUUCCACUCAAGUCUCUCGAAAGCGUUCAAACAUAUCACCUCCAGCAGCGUUCGACAAGGAGGAGGAGGAGGACGAAGACAUGGAGAUCCCACAGACUUCAACAGCUAGAAAAUGGGAAUAUGAUCCCGAAAACACCCAAUUAUUAAAUGAGAAGCCAGCCAGCACUCUCAAGACUCCGCUAUCGAACAAGAAGAAGACCAAGGAUAAGGCAUGCAAGAGUGAGCCAGAGCACCGUUACCCGUGGUUAGCCAAUCUACAGGACAUGGAUCGGAACCCAAUUGGACAUCCAGACUAUGACCCCAGAACUGUUUAUAUUCCUCCAGGGGCAUGGGCAAAGUUCUCGCCAUUCGAGACGCAAUACUGGGAGAUCAAACAGAAAUUCUGGGACACGGUUGUUUUCUUCAAGAAGGGAAAGUUCUACGAGCUAUACGAGAAUGAUGCUACCAUUGGUCACCAGCUAUUUGAUCUCAAGCUCACCGACAGAGUCAAUAUGCGAAUGGUCGGCGUUCCAGAAAUGUCCUUGGAUCACUGGGCAAAUCAAUUUGUGGCGAAGGGGUACAAGAUUGCUCGCGUUGACCAGUGCGAAUCUGCUCUUGGCAAAGAGAUGCGUGAAGCAGAGGGAAAGAGUACUGGGAAGAAAGUGGUCGUUAACAAGGCUGACAAGAUCAUUCGUCGGGAGCUGGCGUGUGUUCUUACAGGAGGGACCUUAGUUGAGGGUAGUAUGCUUCAAGACGACAUGGCGACAUUUUGCGUGGCGAUCAAGGAACAAAUGAUUGAUGACUUACCGUCCUAUGGAGUUGCUUUUGUCGACACCGCAACUGGCCAAUUCUUCCUUUCUGAGUUCGUGGACGACGUUGAUCUCACCAAAUUCGAGACUUUGAUUGCCCAAAUUCGACCACAGGAGCUAUUAUUGGAGAAGUCUCAUCUCUCUACCAAGGCACUUCGGAUCUUGAAAAACAACACCACUCCGACGACAAUCUGGAAUCACCUGAAGCCAAGUAGUGAAUUCUGGACUGCUGAAGUCACCAGACGUGAGCUGGGUUGUAAUGGAUACUUUGUCUCGGAAGAGGGGGGUAGUGAAAUCUGGCCAGAAGCUCUUGAGGCGGCUAAAAGUAGUGACGCCUUGAUGUCUGCUAUGGGAGCUCUAGUUCAAUAUCUGAGGACACUCAAGCUGGAACGGAAUCUCUUGAGCCAACAGAACUUCACCGCCUACAGUCCAAUCCAAAAAGGAACCACCCUGGUGCUGGACGGACAGACCCUCAUCAAUUUGGAGGUCUUUGCCAACACUUUCGAUGGAAGUAAAGCCGGUACUCUCUUCGCUCUUCUCAAUCGCUGCGUCACUCCGUUUGGCAAACGCAUGUUCAGACAGUGGGUGUGCCAUCCGCUGGCCGAUGCCGACAGAAUAAACGAACGUUUAGAUGCCGUGGACAUGCUCAACAAGGACCGGACUCUCAGUGAUCAAUUCGUUGCGUCAAUGUCAAGCAUGCCAGAUUUGGAGAGACUGAUAUCUAGAAUCCAUGCCGGAUCUUGUAGACCGGAUGACUUUGUCAAGGUUAUCGAUGGCUUUGAGCAAAUCGAAUACACAAUGGAGCUAUUGGAAAGAUCUGCAAAAGGAGGCAAGGGAAUUGUGGACCGUCUCAUCAAUGCCAUGCCCGACCUCACGGGGCCAAUAAAAUUCUGGAAGACGGCGUUCGAUCAUCAGAAGGCCAAAGAAUCGAGAAUCCUGGUGCCUGAACGAGGAGUGGAGGAAGAAUUCGAUGAAAGUCAAGACCGUAUCGAAGAGAUUGAGGGAGAGUUGGAAGAUCUUUUAAAGCGUAAGCGGAAGGAGCUCGGUGGGAGCCAAAAGAUAAACUUCAAGAACAUUGGAAAGGAAGUCUACCAGCUCGAAGUCCCUGCUUCUAUCAAGGUCCCCAAGGACUGGCAAAUGAUGUCUUCUGCGGCGGCAUUUAAGCGGUAUUACUUCCCAGAGUUGAAGACCCUCAUUCGCCAACUGCAAGAGGCACAGGAGACCCACGGCCAGAUUGUGAAAGUGGUCGCUCGAAAACUGUAUGCACGUUUUGACGAGGACUACAGUCUCUGGCUGCCAGCUGUCAGAACUGUUUCCCAUCUUGACUGUCUUAUUAGUCUGGCCGCCGCAUCAGCAGCUCUUGGUGAGCCAAGCUGUAGACCAACCUUUGUCGAGUCCGAACGAAGCGUGAUCGAGUUCGAGGAGCUUCGUCAUCCUUGUAUGCUGCCCAAUGUCACGGACUUCAUCCCCAACGAUGUGAAGCUCGGUGGAGAUGCGGCGAACAUCAAUCUGUUGACUGGGGCCAACGCGGCUGGAAAGUCAACAAUUUUGCGAAUGACUUGCGUCGCAGUAAUCAUGGCCCAAAUCGGCUGUUACGUCCCGUGCAUCUCAGCAACUCUCACCCCCGUCGAUCGCAUCAUGUCCCGCCUCGGCGCCAACGACAACAUAUUCGCAGCUCAAUCCACCUUUUUCGUCGAGCUCUCCGAAACCAAGAAGAUCCUUGCCGAAGCCACCCCCCGCUCUCUCGUCAUCCUCGACGAGCUCGGCCGCGGCACAUCUUCCUACGACGGCGUAGCCGUGGCGCAAUCCGUGCUCCAUCAUGUCGCGACGCACGUCGGCUGCACCGGCUUCUUCGCCACGCAUUACCAUUCCCUGGCCACCGAAUUCGCUGGACACCCAGAAAUCGCACCGAAGCGUAUGCAGAUCCACGUCGACGAGGGUAACCGCCGCGUCACGUUCCUGUAUAGACUUGAGGACGGGGUUGCAGAAGGCAGUUUUGGGAUGCAUUGCGCGGCCAUGUGCGGGAUUCCUGCAAAGGUGAUUGAUCGGGCCGAGGUGGCGGCUAAGGAAUGGGAGCAUACGAGCCGGCUGAAGGAUAGUCUAGAGAAAGCGAAGAGCGGUUGUUAUAUCCCGCUGGGCGUGCAGAGUGAUGUCAGCUGGAUCUUGAGGCAGGCAGUGGGCGAGGAUGUGGAAGAUGGGGUUGGUGAGAGGGGUUUGGAGGUGCUCAUGAAGGCUAUCGCUGGGCUGUAG
Messenger RNA from Drepanopeziza brunnea f. sp. 'multigermtubi' MB_m1, 5850 nucleotides. The record is from RefSeq and is a predicted model, not a curated record. NCBI's taxonomy places the organism in Eukaryota, Fungi, Ascomycota, Leotiomycetes, Helotiales, Drepanopezizaceae.